Molecule: messenger RNA, 4878 nt
Organism: Chionomys nivalis (European snow vole)
Lineage: Eukaryota; Metazoa; Chordata; Mammalia; Rodentia; Cricetidae
Gene: Tmem87b
Product: transmembrane protein 87B
Exons: 19
Coding region: 80-1747 (555 amino acids)
Biological process (GO): retrograde transport, endosome to Golgi
Cellular component (GO): Golgi apparatus; membrane
Source: RefSeq, a predicted model, not a curated record
CUCCAGGGGCGGAGCUACGCCAGGGGCGGGCCCGGGGCGUGGCCGGGUCCGGGAGUGCAGGUGCGGCUUCCGCGUCAAGAUGGCCGCCGCCUGUGGCUUUUCGCCCUGCCUCGCCCCCGGCCUCCUCCGCCGCCUGCCUGCCGGGGCCCAGCUGCUUCGCGUCGCCCUGUGCCUCCUGUGCUGGGCCCCGGCGGCUGUGGACGCCGUCCCUGAGCUCGGGCUUUGGACGAGGACGGUCAAUAACAAAUCAGGACCUUUGAUAUUUAGGAAAACUAUGUUUAACUCUACUGAUAUCAAGUUUUCUGUGAAGUCGUUCAGUUGUUCUGCACCUGUGAAGUUUACCAUAGAGUGGCAUUUGAAGUAUCACACCUGUCACAACGAAUACCCUGAGCUGGAGGAGGAGCUGUCCCAAAAACAUGAACUUAAUGCUGAUGCGGACUUCUGUGCUUAUUUCAAGAACAUAGACUGUUGGACAACAAAAAGUGAGAAUUUAGAUUGCAGCAGUGAUUUACAGGCAUUUCCCUCAUUAACUAAUAAAGAGCUAACAGGCAGCAGAAAUGUUUCAAGCCAAGAAGGAUCAACGGAUGUUGUAGCCAGGACCCAGAAAGAUGGCUUCCAUAUCUUCAUCGUUUCUAUUAAAACAGAAAAAACAGAUGCAACCUGGAAUUUGAAUGUUUCUCUUUCUAUGGUGGGGCCUCAUGGAUACAUCUCUGCAUCAGACUGGCCUCUAAUGAUUUUUUACAUGGUGAUGUGUAUUGUUUACAUAUUGUAUGGUGUCCUCUGGCUCAUGUGGUCUGCCUGUUACUGGAAAGAUAUAUUAAGAAUCCAGUUCUGGAUUGCAGCUGUUAUUUUCCUAGGAAUGCUUGAAAAGGCAGUUUUUUAUAGUGAAUACCAAAACAUCAACAGCACUGGACUGUCAACCCAAGGUUUACUGAUAUUUGCAGAGUUGAUAUCUGCAGUUAAGAGGACAUUGGCUCGCCUGCUUGUGAUCAUUGUGAGCUUGGGUUACGGCAUUGUGAAGCCUCGGUUAGGAACAGUCAUGCACCGGGUGAUCGGACUGGGACUGCUUUACUUGAUCUUUGCAGCCAUUGAAGGCGUCAUGAGAGUCAUUGGGGGUUCUAAACAUUUAGCUGUUGUUUUGAGUGACAUUAUUUUAGCAGUUAUUGACUCCAUUUUUGUGUGGUUCAUUUUUAUAAGUUUGGCACAGACUAUGAAGACUCUAAGGCUAAGAAAGAACACAGUGAAAUUUUCAUUGUAUAGGCAUUUUACAAAUACACUCAUCUUCGCUGUGCUAGCUUCUAUAGUGUUUAUGGUCUGGACAACAAAAACCUUCAGGAUUGCAAAAUGCCAAUCAGAUUGGAUGGAGCUCUGGGUUGAUGAUGCAUUUUGGAGCUUCCUCUUUUCACUCAUCCUUAUUGUGAUAAUGUUCUUAUGGAGGCCAUCAGCAAAUAAUCAGAGGUAUGCCUUCAUGCCUUUGAUAGAUGAUUCUGAUGAUGAAGUUGAGGAAUUCAUGGUAACAUCUGAAAAUUUAACUGAAGGAAUAAAACUAAGAGCCUCAAAAACGGUUUCGAAUGGAACAGCUAAACCUACUUCUGAUAAUUUCGAUGAAGAUUUGAAGUGGGUGGAAGAAAAUAUUCCCUCUUCGUUCACAGAUGUCGCUCUCCCAGUGUUAGUGGACUCAGAUGAGGAAAUUAUGACCAGAUCUGAAAUAGCUGAAAAAAUGUUCUCUUCAGAAAAGAUAAUGUGACUGGGACCUGCAGUUGAGUGAUGGGAAAAGCCUGUCUCAUCAAAACUGACGGCUUCACUAUGAUACGUUUUGUUGUGUUGUCGUGAAGAUCUGUGUGUGCAAAUGAAGAAUCAGGUGUGGGAGGGUCUGCCACCCUCAUAAAGCCAUCUUUAAAACUGACUCAUAAGGUCAGUUUAAUUGCCAUUAAGUUGCCUGAAUUUGGAAAUAAUCUGAUACAUCUUAACCAAGUGUACACAGAAGCGUGUUAGGUGACAGCUACAGGCAUGCAGAUUUGGGUCUCAAGUUUUCUCCAGAAAAAAAAGAAUUUGUACCUGGGUGUGGUGGCACAUGCCUGGCAAUUGAAUCUCUGUGAAAUCAAGGGCAGCCUGGUCUACAUAGUUCCAGGACAACCAGAGAGAGCUACUGAGUGAGAUCCUGUCUCAAAAAACAAAGCAAACAAAAACAAAAAAAAAAAAAAAAUGGAAAAGAUUCUCUAUGACCACUCCUUCCCUCGCACCUUCGAGAUUGAUUCUCCUGAAUGCUCCACAGCAGUGUUCAUCUUUUGUAGUGAUAACUUUAUUCAGUUUUUUUAUACUGAAGUGACAUAAUAUUGGAACGUGAGCAUGUUCAUAUGUUUUAUCUUGUCCCCUCUGUUGGUGUACACAAAACUCCUAUUUGUAAAUACCACCAUGCACUGCACGUCAUGGAGUAUGAGCUCAGGGGAACACAGGUGCACAAAGAGAGACGUCUUGAGGAUACGUCCAAAGAUUUGCAGGCUAUGGGUACACGUGCUGCUGCUAAUUCCACUAUGACCCCUGGCCAUGUGGCUCCCCAAAAGCACUUUCUUCGAAGCCUCUUGGUGCACCAUUCCUUGUGAGCUUUGUGGGGACUUGCACAGUAUCAGGUUGGCUACACGUUCUCGGUGUUUUCCGUUUCAGGAUAAAAACAUCUAACUAUACCAUGCAUCAACAUGUAAUUAACCAGCCCUUAAUCAUAUUUUACACCUUGUUUUGUUAAAUUAUGUUCAUAAUGUAUGAUUGAAAAUUUCUAUUCUAAUAUUUUUUAAAUAUAGAAUGUUGUAACUUGAAAGGCACUUGAAUGUAGUUUGGAGAUGUGAAUGCUUUGCUGCUCUCAUGACCAAAGACACCAGACUGGCAGGCAUUAAUGAUGAAAGGCAGGGUCUGUGGCUUUUCUCUGGAGGACGUCUGGCCUUGUGAAUUAGAAUAAUUUGGAAUAAUUGAGAAAACAUGAAAAUCUGACCAGGAGCGCUUAACCACAACCUGCAGUGAUUUUCACUUUGAUGCCACAAAACAACCCUUUCUUUCAAAAGCUUACUCUUCUGAGUUUAUUUCCUACGUACUCAUUCCAUAGGGGUUGGUAGAGAUACAUUUCUGUAGUUGUAUCUCUUGAAAAUAUCCCAUAGUGGACACUGGGAAAUGGUGCAGUGUUGGGAGCCCUGGUGGAGAGAGGCUAGUUCGCAGCCCCCCUGCUUCCUGGUGCUUCCUGAGGGAGAGUGGCCAAUUCAACCAAAGUGGGUCCAUUGCUUCUGUCAGUUUCUGCCACAGUGAUGGGCUUCUCCUGUCCUCUAUGCUUCCCUGCAUGCGUGUACAUUUUGCUUUGGCAUAGUCCACCUUCUAACCCAGUUGUUUGAGAACUGGAGACACCCUUGCAGGGUGGGGGUCGGGGGUUGCAGGGUGCUGCGUAGCCCACGCUGGUUGAUGUUAGACUUGAGAACCUCUUGCUAAGAUUGCAAGCAUGCACCACCGAAGCCCACUUCACAUGUGUAUUUAAUACCCUGCCUUCACGGGAUGAGGCAGUUGACCCACAACCCACACGCCUGCAGUUGAUAUUUCUCUUAUAGCUAGCAGGGGUUACACAUUGAGUGAGUGUAGGGGGAGGAGUUGCUGGCCAGGGAAAUGCUUUUGAUACCACGUCAGUAGUGUUUCAAAAAAAAAAAAAAAAAAAAACAAAUAAACCAGGAAAGACAAAGGAUGCUGGCCUAGCUCCAGGUUGAAAUGAACACUUUCUUUCCAUCCAGAGAGAGUGGAGUUUCAUCUUGACAACCUCACUAGAAAUGUUUUGGAAGGGUGUGUGUGCUAUCUGUUGCAUUUAGUGAUAAUGGUGCCAGGUGCUAAUGUUUAAUGACCUGUGUUGAGCUUUUCUUGGGGGGCCCUACAAUGUCAGUGUAAUUCACAAGGACUAGGUUGUCCACCCAGGGCUACCAUGCAGCUCUUCAACCUCCUUCCCCAUCUGCUCCAAGGCUCCAGACAACAUUGGGGCUUCCAGACGCCCAGCUCAGUUUGCUCAAAAUGCUAUUGGACAGACCUCCCCUUUAGUUGAGGUCUGAGGAUAAGACUCCAGGUUUGUGCUCAAAACUUCUUGUAAUACAGUUUGUGUUAGAUUUUGGUAAUGUAUGAGGUUUGCUUGAGACAUUUUUCAUGAUUUGAAUUAGGUUAAUAUUUAAAUAUGUGCCUUCUGGGGUAGUUAUGUUAUUUCAGUAAGAAACGAGAGAUGGAAAUUAUAAGCUUGGGAGGUGGUAGGUUGCCCCCAUCCUUUUCCUGUUUGUUUGUUUGUUGGAUUUUGUUUUGGUUAACUUUUCCUAUCUUGUGGAAAUUGGAUUAUGGUACAUCAUAUUUAGACUACAAUAAUGUCAAGAUUUGACUUAAAGUGUGCAUACAAAGUUGAUUUGUACACCCUAUUUCAAGGAGGUUUGGGGCUGUUGACCUGGCUGUCUAUGACUGAAGCUGAAAGAGACCAUGCUAGGUUUUGUCUCUUGUUCUGAUGUCUGUGAGUGAUUGACAGCAUGCAGUAAGCAAUACAAAACACCAAGCCUUACAUCUGUCAGAGGAAGUGUAAAAUACAAAAUUCUGAACAUAUAAAUGUAUUUAAGUGACAAAAAUAGAUUUUUUUAAGGAAGUGUAUGUCAUAGGACAGGAACUCGAUACUGUUUUAAGUUUCUUUAGAACUAGGAAAACAUUCAUUCUUGGGGGAGAAUGUUUAGAGGUUAAAAAUAUAUUCACUAUUUAAAAAGAUUAAGUUAUUAUUUGGGGGAAAUUUCCUUGAAUAUAUAACAGCAAUUUAAAGGACUUUCGUUUGAAAAAAAUUGUAUUUUUAUGCCUUAAUAUUUGUUUUUUUGUAAUAAAUUGCUUUCU